Molecule: messenger RNA, 1464 nt
Organism: Spirodela intermedia
Lineage: Eukaryota; Viridiplantae; Streptophyta; Magnoliopsida; Alismatales; Araceae
Source: the annotation of a GenBank genome assembly
AUGUUCGAAGUAGGCAUGUUUUACGAGAUCGACCACGGGCAGCUUCUGCCUAAAUCCCCGAUUCACCUGAAGGAUGUCCGCGUCGUCAAGGUUUGUACGUGAGAUAUCGUUGGAUGACUUCAGAUUUAAUGAGGGCAUUUAACUCCUAGAGUUAAAUCUGUUUCACUGAGAAUCUUUCUUUGUUGGGAUUGGCCGCAGGUCAGCGAGAAGACGAGAUUAAAUGUGACCGUUAGUUUCCCCAGCGCAUUCUCUCUGCGUAAGUACUUUGGAAACGAGAAGAUUGCCGUUGAAGCAGAGGCGAUGCCACCACCGCAGCACCCGGAACUGGACGAGCAGUUCGUGAUGGGCUUCGACCGUGCCAGCAAGAUACUCAGCCGACUGAUUCCCUCCACGGAGGUGGAGGGAGAGGCUCACCUGGAGCGCUUCUGGUUAGUGGCUCCCAAGGAGGAGGAUGAACCUGAAUCCAUCCCACUCACUGCGGCAGCAGACGAGCAGGAGGAAGACGAAGGUGGGAUGAUCCCAGCGGAGUCGUGCCUCCUCAUCCUGAAGCGUUCUGGGGCGAUCGGCUGGGGCGUGAGGCGCAAGAUCAAGUACAUUGGUCGUCACAGGGAGGAGAGCUCGUCACUUGGGGCUGUUCUCAAGGAAGAAGAGAUGGUCGCGCAGUGUGGGGCCGUUGGGAGGAAGAGGAUACGCGAGAUUGUCCGGAAGAAGAAGAGAAAGAAGGAAGAGAAGAGCUUAAAGAAAGCGAAACUGGAUAGGGGAGGGGCAAGCGACCGCAAGGUCUUCAAGGCUCCCAAGGACCGGUGGUCCUCAGAAAGGUUAGCGACCAGAGAUCUCCUGUUUUUUUCCUCACCCUCCUCUUCGCCCGGGUUAGAUCAACGAAGACAAUCGGCGGUGUAGAUACUUUGAACGCAGUGGACUGACCGACUGCCUUCUCUCUUUCUGAGGUGUAGAUACCGUGCGGCGGAGCUGAAGCUAUUGGAGAUCAUGAAAGAGAAGGGGGCCGCACUUGGGAACCCCAUACUGCGGCCGGAGCUGAGGGAGGAAGCGAGGAAGCAUAUCGGGGACACGGGCCUACUCGAUCAUCUCCUGAAACACAUGGCGGGCAAGGUGGUCUCGGAGGGCAAGGAGCGUUUCCGAAGGCGCCACAACCCGGAGGGUGCGAUGGAGUAUUGGCUGGAGGCCGCCGAACUGCAGGAAUUGCGGAGGACUGCUGGGGUGAUGGACCCUUUCUGGCUCCCCCCCCCAGGAUGGAAGCCCGGGGACUCCAUCUCUCCAUACGGCGUCGUGUGCGGGAAAGAGGUCGACCUUUUGAAGGGAGAACUUGACGAUCUUAGAAGGUCUCUCUCUCUCUCUCUCUCUCUCUCUCUCUCUCUCUCUCUCUCUCCCCUCUCUACCCUCCGUUCGUCAUUUAUUCGAUACGAGGCACUAACUUUGGUUUAUUUUGCCUGUCCAAUUGGAUAA